Helianthus annuus (common sunflower) is the source of this 3132-nucleotide messenger RNA. RefSeq names its product glutathione S-transferase T3-like. Lineage: Eukaryota; Viridiplantae; Streptophyta; Magnoliopsida; Asterales; Asteraceae. The record is from RefSeq and is a predicted model, not a curated record. The transcript is spliced from 2 exons. Bases 1767 to 3050 code for a protein of 427 amino acids.
AUUCUUUUCCUCUGUGAUAAUCAAGUUCACGGUCGCAAAUCACAUCAAGAAGAACGAUAACAGGUACUUGUUUUCUUAUGAUAUGUAUUACAAUUAUAGUUCUUCUUGAUGUAAUUGUUUUUUGUUUGGAUUGAUUGUUUUCUAGUUGAAUUGUAUGAUAGAUCGGUUAAUAUGAUCUAUAGAAUGUUCCUACACACAUAUAAUCUCAACCAGUUAGGGUUUAUUCGUUCGUUUUCUGUCACGAUUUGACUCGAAUGAUAUGAACACGAGGACGUUACAUGUUAAUCUGUACCAACAGCUUGAAUUAGGUUAUAUGUAGUUGCAGAUCACUAGAUAAGUUCUAGCACUGGAAUUUUGGAGUUAAAACCUAAUGUUAUUUGGUUAAUUGGCUCAAACGCAUUAUUUCAGUUUAUUAGGUUAUACUUUAAAAGAUAUUAGGUCAGAUAGAGAGUAAGUGAUAUGUUUCUGUUUUCACAAAUUUAUUUAAGCUAGGUGUGAAUAGAAACCUUUUCUCAUCAUGUUGGAUAUCACGGUCAGGUAAUGAAAUGGACAUCAUGCUUCUGAACCAGCUUCUAGAAAAUGAUAUAUGAAGUGCAAUCUUUUUAUUUUAAUCACUGCAAAUUACAUGCUUUUUUACUAUGCUUGUUUACUGUGCAUACAAAGUGACUAUUUGCAAAAUUGCUUAAACUAAUGUAAAUUAAUGGUAACUUGUAUUGUCUCCGGCUGAUUGCCGCAUACGAGUAUAGUUAAUUGUUGCAAAAUUGCUUUAACUUUUAAACACAUUGAUAUGAGUUGAUUAAUGGCAAUGAAUUAGUUGAUUAUGCAUAGGUUUCUUUCCUUAUAAUAUAUAUGGUUUCAGCUUAGAAAGUCAUAGGGUUUGAUAUCUCACUUUAGUGGCGAAGGUUGACGUUUUCGACGUGAGGGGGGGUUGAAAAUGUAUAUAUCCAAAAAUUUCUAUAGAACCGGGGGGGUCGAAAACGUAUAUACCUAAAAAUUUCUAUACAAAAGCUACAUAUAUCACUACUAAGCGAAAAGUUCGAGGGGUCGGGUGCUCCUGACCCUGUUAAGCUGCGCCCCUGUGCAUUAGUGAACAAUUUCAUAACCAGGUACUAUAGGGGCGGAUCCAGCAUAUAACAAGGGGCAACCCCCGCUACGGCUUGGCGCUCCGGCGGUAGUGUAAAAUUAGUAUAAAUUUUGGAAAAAUAUAACGUUUUUUCGAUUUCGUUACCGCUUUUUUAUAAAACGUUACGGCUUGGCGGAUUUUCUAGAUCCGCCACUGAGGUACUAUAUACUUUAUACGACUGUUCAAACAUAGGUUUGGUUUGAAUUUUAUUAUAUGCCUCUUGGUUGCCAUAUUCUACUUAAAUUGACAUGCCACUUGUGCCUACACAUGAGGAUGCUUUUAUAUUAUUAUUAUUGUUUAUCAUGUAUUGCACGUUAAUAUAUGUCAAAUUAGUAGUACUAAGUCUGAAUAGAUGUGAUUAGUAAGUUCCAAAGUAAUAUUGUCAUGCAUAUAUCAUGUAGUUCCCUCAGUUGGUAAAGUGGGUCGGUUGACUAACUGGUCACAUGGGUAAAGUUUUAUACAGGUCCAAAUGGAUUAGAAUUGUUAUUUUAAUAAUAUAGUCUGCUAGUUGCCCAUUAAUUUAAAAGGUUAUAUUUGAAUUUAUUUAAUUAUAUUAGACUUUGAUCAUAUUGAUUGAGGUUCGUUUGUUUAUGAUUUAUGCAAUUCUAUUUAUGUGUGUCAUUAAGCUAUAGUUAAUACUACCAUGGAUCCAAGCAACCCAAACAACACAAACAACCCGCCACAAACCCCGUGGACGCCACCCAUUGAUCCGAUGUGGGCGACUCCACAAUUUUCUUUUACAAGCUACAAUCAAGUUCCUAAUGCGUUCAACCAACUCCCUCAAACCCCGACUCCUAACGCGUUCACGCAACUCUCUCAAACCCCGAAUCCUAACGCGUUCACGCAACUUCCUCAAACCCCGCAACCUACUAGUUUAUUUCAACUUCAUCAAAUCCAAUUUCAACAACAAUAUCAGCAACAACUAAAAACGCUCCAACAAAGCCAAAGUCGGCCUAUUCAUACGAAAGUCCAAUCGCAACCGACACCCGAUACCCCUUCGUUAGACGAUUUGGAUGACAUUGCCGUUGUACCCGAAACCCAACCUCAAAGUUCUAAGAAAACAUCUACAAAAAAGCGUUCAACGAGGCCGGAACAAGAAAAUUUAACCACCGGAAGAGGUCAAACUUGGACAUCGAUCGAAGAGUUGGCGUUGGCAAGGGCGUGGACCAAUACGUCUACGUGUCCGAUCGUAGGUAAUAAUCAAAAGUCUGGCAGUUUUUGGAAGGAGGUUUGCAACAAAUUUCAUGCUUUGAUGCAAAAAGAACCGUACCGAGAAGUGAACUCAAUGAGCUCAAAGUAUCGAGAGAUGAAUAAGAAGAUAUCGGCGUUUUGUGGUUAUUACAACAACGCUCAUUCGAAUCGGCCAAGUGGGGCGAGUGAUGAAACGGUUUUUGCCAUAGCUAUGUCAAAAUACCAUACGAAAGAAGGUAGUGCGUUCACAUAUGUAGGGGCUUGGGAAAUCUUUAAAAAUUGUCCCAAGUGGGCGCCGGUUCCUAACGAGGUGGCAAGAGCAAAGAGGUGUAAGACAUUCGAGUCGAUAGAGCAUAGUGCCGGUGAUUCGGAUGUGCGUUACCAUAUUAAUAUUAAUGACGAACCCGAGUUUGACGAUGAAGUGACGGAGAUUCCGGAAUUGAAGCGCCCAAAUGGCAGAGACAAAGCAAAAAAGGAAGCAGCGGCCAAAAAUAAAGAGACGUCGACAAAAAAUGAAACUCCGGGUGAAACGAAUGUGGAUAAGUUGAUGAGCAAGUUCACCGAAUUUAACGAAAUACAAGCGGCGAGACUUAAGUUGAAAGAAAAAGAAAUGCAAGAAGCGGCCGAUCGUGAAGACUUUAAGCUAAUGGCAACAAACAUCGACUCGCUCCCGGAAAAAGAUAAAGAAGUGUUGCAAAAAAUGAAGGCGAAAAUUGCUCAAAAAUGGAGUCUUUAAAUUAUGUCGUUAUCAUUUUUUAUAUUUUCUAGUUUUCAUCUUUAAUUUACGUCGCAAACAUUUUUGGCAAUUUGGUCGGGUU